CCGCGAUAUCGUGAGUGUGAAGCGAGAAGCUGAGUGAACAGAUGUCGCACAUCAAACGAGUCGAACUUUAUAACAGUUUGCGUGAGAAAUAUAUCACACGUUUUGAUUUGAGUUAUAUUAUGAUUAUUUGACGGAAAUAAGUUACAUAGUUGAUUUAAUUUAGUGAGAAUUGUACUGUAACUUGAUGCGCUAGGCAAAUGCAUCUUAUGUAUCUUUUUUAUUCGCAUUUGUGUUAAGUUAUAUGUAAAAAAAAAAAAAAGGUUUUUGUAUUUUUAGUUUUACAAAGGACAAAGCAUCCAGUUAACACGGGAAGCUCUUCAGAGAUUGGCAAGCAGUCAUUGUUAGCUCUUUAGUUGUUCAUGACUAAAUACACUUUCACUUCUGCACAACCUAUAUGAUUUAUUUAUGCAUGGUAAUAGCAAACCACAAAGGGUGGGUCAUUAGCUUUACAUAAGAUGACAAUAAGCUCUGUACUUUAACAAAUUAAUAUUACUCAAAUAGCUUUCCACAAAAAUUCUCUAAAAUGCAGACACGCCCUUUCCAAUUUCUCAACUUACAGUAGCUACUCUAGUAUCAUUGAGAAUUCUGGUUUCUCACGGUUACAUACAAUGUUGUUUGGCCAUUCACGUGGACGUAACUGGUGUCUACUCGUAUCAGACUGCAUUUGAAGGCUGUAUUUAUUCUAAAGUGUUAAUUAAUGGACAAACAACACCAACUCAAGUUUCAGUCACGUACGAACUUAUUGUACUCUACCUUGUACCUGAAUAGCCCAUUGUCUUAUCAGCACGAUGACUGUGCACUACUGCACAUAUUAUAAACUCAUAUUCUAGGUUAAUAAGUAUACCUGACAUAUGAUUGAGGGAGACUUGAGUGAUCACACACACACACACUUUAUCACAGGUAAUCAUGAGACUCGUCUGUUUCCUUUCUCUGCUAACUGUGCUCAGCAGCGUAGAUUGUGGAAAUAUUUUGGUCUGGCCUGCUGAUUGGAGUCAUUGGAUAAAUCUGAAAAUAGUGUUGGAAACAUUGAUGGACAGAGGACAUGGUGUAACCGUUCUGCUGCCAGACACUUCUAUGUUCAUGAAAGCCAAAGAAUCAGACCGCUUCUCCUACCUGCCCUUUAACAUGUCCAUGUCUUCUAAGGACAUAAAUGAUUUCUUUGAGGAACUUCUACACUUCUCGAUCUAUGAGAUGGAUGAGUUAAACCUACUACAGAUUUCAAUGAAAUUCUACAAGCUUGUCUCCAAAAAUGUGGAUUUGGGUCUUUCAUACUGCAAUGACAUUCUCACAUCUCCAGGGUUGGUGGACAAACUGCGGCAUGAAAAAUUUGACGUAAUUCUGACUGACCCGAUCUACCCAUGCAGCGAAAUAGUGGCCGAACAGCUGAACAUUCCCUUGGUGUACACGUUACGGUGCUCCAUCGCUAAUUCUGUAGAGCGGAUGUGUGGUCAGUUACCGGCUCCACCAUCAUUUGUUCCUGGAACCAUGAGUAAUCUCACAGACAAGAUGAGCUUUACAGAGCGGAUCAUUAGCAUGCUCUUCUACCUUUCUCAAGAUGCUUUAGCCAAUUUUGUGUGGAGAAAAUUCGACAACUACUACACUGAGUAUUUAGGACGUCCCACUUCAUUUUGUGAGAUGAUGGGUAAAGCUGAUAUCUGGUUAAUCAGAACUUACUGGGACUUCGAGUUUCCUCGGCCAUUCCUACCCAACUUCAAAUACGUUGGAGGGCUUCACUGCACCCCUGCCAAGCUGUUACCCAAGGACAUGGAGGAGUUUGUGCAGAGCUCUGGUGAUGAUGGGAUAGUUGUGUUCACUUUGGGAUCCAUGGUAAAGAACAUGACCAAAGAGAGGAGCAAUAUGAUCGCCUCUGCAUUAGCACAAAUACCUCAGAAGGUCUUAUGGAGAUACUCUGGAGAGAAGCCAGAUACUCUUGGUGCAAACACCAGAAUCUAUGACUGGAUCCCUCAGAAUGAUUUAUUAGGUCACCCCAAAACCAGAGCGUUCAUCACUCAUGGGGGCACUAAUGGCAUAUUUGAGGCCAUAUAUCAUGGUGUUCCAAUGGUCGGGAUUCCCUUGUUUGGUGAUCAGCCUGAUAACUUGGCCCAUAUGAAGGUCAAGGGGGCUGCUGUUGUCAUGGAUGGCAUUAAAAACAUGCAGACUCAAGACCUGGUGGACGGACUCAACGCUGUCAUUAACGACCCCUCGUAUAAAGAGAAUGCCAUGCGUUUGUCCAGGAUUCAUCAUGACAGACCAAUGAAGCCUUUAGAUGAGGCAGUGUUCUGGAUAGAGUUUGUCAUGCGUAAUAAAGGUGCUAAACACCUGCGUGUGGAGGCCCACAACCUUACCUGGUACCAGUACCACUGUCUGGAUGUGUUCGCUUUUCUCAUCACUAUAGUGACUGUAGUCCUCUACAUCUCCUUUAAGAUGUGCAAAUUCUUCAUAAUGCGUUGCUGUUUCCGAUCAAAGCGUAAAAGCAAAAAAGAGUGAUUAGACUUCUUUGCCCUAAACAUUCUGUCUCUCCACCCUAGUGGUAUAGGUUUCAUGUCAACAAAAUCACCCUUGCAAUAACCGGGAGUUCAUUGCAAAUUCACCACUGAUCAUUUUCACAUGCAAAUAACAAGUGGCAAGUCUUUAUGCCAGACCUCUAGCUGUUUUGUAAGGGCUACUCCCAAGAAUACAAAAUUCAAGCCUAAGUACUAAUAAUAGUCUGUCAAUUAUAUCUAUAUAUACAUCUGUCUUUGUUUGUAUGUUUGUGUAUACAGUAGGGUCCAAAUGUCUGAGACCACUAGUGAAAAUGCUUUUGUUUUGCAUUCUUCUUAUGUACUAAAUUGUUUUUUCAUUACGAAUUAUAUUAUCAUUUUAAUGAAAAGUUUAAUUAAAAAUAGUACAUGAAUUGCAUAAUUUGGUAUUUUGCUUUAAGGACAGCAUGCACUCGAGCUGACAUGGACUCCACAAGUUUGAACAUAACCUGAUGAUCAUGUGAUUCUAGCAUUAUUUCAGAUUUGAGUGUUCAAAAGAGCAUCUUGUGUGCUUUAACGGACACAGGGAAAUCUGACCCUUUGUACAAAAGAGUUCAAAUGCUCAAGGAUGGCUUACAAAUGUUCUUACACGUUUGAUUAGUGACCUAGAAAUAGUGCAGCAUCUUAAAUAUUUAAUUUUACUCAACUUUUAUUUGUUUAAAAAAAAAAAAAAAAAAACAUUCCUAUGCAUCUUAGGAGGUUGUUUCCCUUUCCAUUGUUGCCUUUAAACAAGUAAGGAACUACUUUUGUAAAGCAGCUUUUGAUCUAUAUUGUGAAAAGCACUAUGCAAAUAAACUUGAAUCAAAUUAA
Xyrauchen texanus (razorback sucker) is the source of this 3329-nucleotide messenger RNA. RefSeq names its product UDP-glucuronosyltransferase 2C1-like. NCBI's taxonomy places the organism in Eukaryota, Metazoa, Chordata, Actinopteri, Cypriniformes, Catostomidae. Gene Ontology annotation, molecular function: UDP-glycosyltransferase activity. Bases 907 to 2487 code for a protein of 526 amino acids. The record is from RefSeq and is a predicted model, not a curated record. The transcript is spliced from 6 exons.